UCGACAUUAAUCGCAUGUUGCCGUGAAAAGUACGAAUUGAUAAGCGGUCAGGAAGAGCAUUUAAUAGACCGCGGUAACUCGUUAACAACAUUGACUAGCGAUCGUUCGACAGAAAUACUCGUGUUUUUAACAAAGGUACCCGAAUAUUUUAUCCAGGUUCUGUAUAUACAGUGUGAAGACCGUGACGUAAUGACGAAAAUUAUAUUGAUCAGUGUAUUAUUAAUCCAACUUACGUGGUGCUAUGCAUACCCAGCGUCGCAAGGCGUAGGUGUCUACAGCUAUCAGGACACGGCAGGCAAUAGGUACGGUGGGACAUUCGAUCCAAGGGACACGUUCAUACCAUACAGUGAUCCCUUCGCAGUCCCAUUCAACGAUAUCGACUAUUUCUUUCCUGAUUACUUUAGGAAUUUUGAAAAUAUACUUCAACAGAUUUUUGGUUCUGAUAUAGAGAGUCAGAGACUAGCGUUACACGCUGCUAAUAAAGCGUUUGAUAUAACAUAUAACCAUGCUGGUUAUAAUCCCAAUUUCUUUAGGUUACCGCAAUUUACUGGAAGCCCAUUAUUUGGACCGGGCAGAUUCCGCGCUAAUAUGGAUAAUAAUGCGCAUCAAUCCGCAUUCGCCAGUGCUGUGGUCGCGCCAGGUUACAGGCGACAAAUUGCGGCCAUUGAUCCAAUCAACCCGGGUUUGCCGAACGUGGACGUAACAAACAGAGCCGCUGAAACUGAUCGUAGCAAUCCGAAUUUCGUUAGCGUUUCCAGUUCUUCAUACGCCUCGUCCGCUAAUAUCGAUGGGAAGGUAUCGGGCAUGCGAGGUUCGGAAACCGUCGUCAAUGAAAAUGGAAAGGUCACCAAAUACGAAGUUCACAGCUAAAGUUAAAGGUCCCUAAUACGCCGCAAUUGUUAAUUAUCUAUUUAUAAACUAAAUUUAGUUAUUUUAAUGGAUCAUAUAUUCAAAAUGACACGUGUCUUAUAAGGCUGUGAUUUGAUUUGCACAUAAUAUGUACUAUUCUACUAUGUAAAAUACAUUAUAUAGGUAUUUAUGUAAUAAUCACCGGUGAUUUUUCAAAUAUAAUAUGUUAAAUAAAUGAUUUGGCGUUGAUACAAAAAA
This is a messenger RNA of Vanessa tameamea, 1107 nucleotides long. RefSeq lists its product as uncharacterized. Lineage: Eukaryota; Metazoa; Arthropoda; Insecta; Lepidoptera; Nymphalidae. The transcript is spliced from 4 exons. The record is from RefSeq and is a predicted model, not a curated record. Bases 190 to 870 code for a protein of 226 amino acids.